Molecule: messenger RNA, 1398 nt
Organism: Oryctolagus cuniculus (rabbit)
Lineage: Eukaryota; Metazoa; Chordata; Mammalia; Lagomorpha; Leporidae
Gene: PLA2G2E
Product: phospholipase A2 group IIE
Biological process (GO): lipid catabolic process; phospholipid metabolic process; arachidonate secretion
Molecular function (GO): phospholipid binding; calcium ion binding
Source: RefSeq, a predicted model, not a curated record
CAGGGGUUAAUGAUGGGGAGUGGACAGGAGGACCCGGGUAUUUAACUAAUUGGGAGGUGGCCCUGAGAUCAGAGGCGCCCGCUGCUUCCUCCGGACUCCUGGCCCCUGCUUCCCUCCCCUCCCCCACGAUGAAGCCUCCCCCGGUCCUGACUCGCCUGUGCCUCCUGGUGGCCCUGGUCGGCGGGAACCUGGUCCAGUUCGGGGUGAUGAUUGAGAGGGUGACAGGCAAGUCGGCGCUUCAGUACAACGACUACGGCUGCUACUGCGGCAUCGGCGGCUCCCACUGGCCCGUGGACCCUACCGACUGGUGCUGUCACGCCCACGACUGCUGCUAUGGGCGCGUGGAGAAGCUGGGCUGUGAACCCAAACUGGAGAAGUAUUUCUUCUCCGCCAGCAAACACGGCGUCUUCUGCGCCGGCAGAACCACCUGCCAGCGAGAGACCUGCGAGUGUGACAAGAGAGCUGCACUCUGCUUCCGCCACAACCUGGGCUCCUACGACCGCAAAUAUGCCAAUUACCCCAACAGGCUCUGCACGGGCCCCACCCCGCCCUGCUGAGGCCGCCCACCCAGCCUCCGCCCCGCGCCGCGCCAUCCCUGGCCCCGGCCCGGGGAGCGUGGCAUCGAAGGCCCUCCCUCUGGAAAAUUCCACCCCUCCCUGAGAGCUCCCCCGGCGGCCUGGACCAUUGCACCUGCCCCGCAGGAAGAGCCCCAGGAGCCAGGGGUCCCGUCCACACCCAGCGGGCUCUGCUCCCAGAGGGAGGAUGGCACGUGCCUGUCAUCCUCACAGUCCCCGAGUCUCCGCUUCUGUCAUGCUAGGGUUCACUUAGUCCUUCAUUCAUUCACUCACGCAUUCACUCCUUCAUUUUUCGAGCACCUGCCCUCCGACGUGGCGCCCCCUGCCUGCAGUCCCAAUUCCCCGCGGUAGACACUCUGACCCACGACAACCACGGCAGCUGCCACAGGAUUCCAGCUGGACGUGUGGCUUCCUGGCACGAAAAAUACCAGGCUGAAAAGACAGCCCCACGGUCAUCAGGCGCCCCCUGCCGGCCCCAACCACCCCUGCGCCCUAAGAGAGUAAAGCAGCUCUAAGCCGUCUCUUCGGGGGCCGGCGUUGGGGCGCAGCCGCUUAAGCCAUUGGCUGCGACGCAGCUCCACUUCCGAUCCAGCGCCCGGGAAAGCAGGGGAAGAUGGCCCAAGUGCUGGGGCCCCUGCACCCACACGGGAGACCAGAUUCCUGGUUUCCGCCUGGCCCAGCCUCGACUGUUGCGGCCAUUUGGGGAGUGAACUAGCGGAUGGAAGAUCUCUCUGUGUGCCACUCCUUCUCUCUCUCUCUCUUUCUCUUUCUCUCUCUCUCUCUCUAACACAUACCUCUAAAUAAAUAAAUGCAAAUUGUCUUC